CCAACCCGUUCCCCCCCAAUUCAGCACCAGCCUUUGCGCAUCGCGACAGCGAUAUCGGGAAGAGGAAACUCGAAAGCCCGGCGAGCGGUAUGGCAACCCGCGAGGAGCACGUGGCGGCGCCGGCGCCGGCGGUCGAGGAGACGCCGGAGAAGAAGCAGGCCAGCACAACCGAGCUCCCCGCACCCUCAGGCUGGACGAAGAAGCUUGCCCCAACUCGAGGUGGACGAGGUGGACGAUUCGAGGUUAUUUUUGUUUCCCCAACUGGUGAGGAAAUUAAAAGCAAGAGACAGCUGACUCAGUACCUGAAAGCUCAUCCUGGAGGCCCUGCAUCUUCAGAGUUUGAUUGGGGAACCAGUGAUACUCCCAGACGCUCAGCACGUUUAAGCGAGAAGGUCAAGGCAACUGAGAGCCCAGAGGGUGAGAAGACUCCUAAACGGGCAAGAUCAAGCUCUAAGAGGGGCAAAAAGGAGGAAAAAGUGGAUGCAGAGGAUGCAAAUGAGGCUGGAGAAGAUGGUGCUGCGGCGGAAGGUAAAGGUACCGAUGUGGAGAUGAAAGAUGCUGAAAAUGCUGAAGACGAGAAGAAAGAUGUCCCAAGUGCAGAGAAGACUGAGGAAGUUGACGAUAAGAAAGAUGCUGAAAAUGUGGAGAUGAAAGAUGCUGCAGAGAAGACUGAGGAAGUUGAAGAUAAGAAAGAGGAAGCCCCUACUGUAGAUGCAGCAGAGAAUACUGUGGAAGGUGAUGAUAAGAAAGAGGAGCCCCCUGCAGAGAAGACUGAUGAGAAAGAGGAAGCCCCAGCUGUAGAUGCAGCAGAGAAGAAUGAGGAAGGUGAUGAUAAGAAAGAGGAGGAGCCCCCUGCAGAGAAGAAGACUGUUGAGAAAGAGGUGGUCCCUGCUGUAGAUGCAGCAGAGAAUACUGAACAAAGCACCGGUGGGCAAGCACAGCCUAACGAUGUUGCUGCCCCAGAAUCUGAGAAUAAAGGAGACGGCAAGCCAGCUGAAUCCGAAUCAGCUCCCCUUGCAUUUGUUGAUGACGCAGCGCCCCUUGUAAUCGUUGGUGAAGAGAAAACUGAGGACAGUCAGGCAGCUGAAUCUGCGGUGCCUUCCCUGGCGUCUUCAGAGGGAGAGAAGAAAGAGAACGGUGGUGCCACUGAACCAGCAGCACCUCCUCCAGCUGAUGCAGAGAAGGGCGCGGAGAAUUCAGGCCAGGUGAACACCGCCCCCCAAGAACCGACGGCAGCGAACUGCGACAAGGGGCAGAUCCAACCUGGUGCCUCUGCUGUCAGGUGCACAUAAGGGAGCUUGGUCUCCGAUGGGAGACUGUUGCUUUGUGUGUUUAGGGCAAUACCUCGCAUUUGCUUUGAGAAUUAUAAUCGUGGUUAACCUGACAGGACAGCGCUGUGCAGCACUAGGCUGCCCAGCACGUAGUUAUCUUUCCGUUUUUUUUAUGUUGGCAGGGACAAAUGUGUGUACCCGGUUCAAAGUGUAACUCGUUAUUAGCGUGGUGAACAUUGAUCUCUGGAGCGGACUGGAGGACGUAGUACUGUCUCCAACUGUUGUAACGUGACGUUGUUUGUGUUGUUGCCUUGUGUUAUUGAACUUAUUAUGAUCCAUAAAUAAAAGCCAUAAGCGUGGCAGGGUCAUUCCCUGACCACCUUCAGGCACCAGA
Zea mays is the source of this 1665-nucleotide messenger RNA. RefSeq names its product methyl binding domain 109 (gene mbd109). Gene Ontology annotation, molecular function: DNA binding. The record is from RefSeq and is marked provisional. Lineage: Eukaryota; Viridiplantae; Streptophyta; Magnoliopsida; Poales; Poaceae.